AUGAGUGCAAAGACAAACAUCAAGAAGUACGGAACAGACAUCACAAACGUCAGCACAAGCAAGCUCCCAACAAACUUGCAGCGCGUUGGAUUCGUCGUAAUCAACUGCUACAUCGGAACAAGAUACUCGCUUGGCGACGGUCCAAUGAACGACGGAUACAACAUGGCGAAGUGCCUUAAGAGAUAUGGAUACCAGGUAUACUACAUAGUAGACUCUAAGAAGAAGCCAUUCCUCGAGAAACUCGCAUUCUUCCUUCAGAACACAAAGACAGAGCUCGCCCUCUUCUACGUCGGACAUGGAACUAAUGUCGCAGAUCUCAACGGUGACGAAGAUGAUGGUCAGGAUGAGGCUCUCGUCUUCGUAGAUGGAAAUAUCAUUGAUGAUGAACUCCUCCAGACACUCGCAGAAAACAAGUGCCCAGAAAACAAAGUAAUCUUGAUCUCAGACUGCUGCCACUCAGGAACAGUUUGGGACCUCCAGAGCAAGAACAUCGGAAACGUCAGAAUCCAAGCAAACUUCGUCUCCGUAUCUGCUGCAAACGACAAGCAGACAGCAAAGCAGACAGUCGCAGAUAGAGUCGAACAAGGAAUGUUCACAUACAAUCUGAUGAAAGCUCUCGAGCAAGAACCCAACAUGACAGCAAUGGAGUGCAAGAAACGCCUCGCAACAUCACUCAGGAAGUAUGCACAAACUGUAACUGUUGCUUCAACAACGCCAUCUCUACUCAACGUUCCAAUAUUCAACUUAGUUUAA
Messenger RNA from Trichomonas vaginalis G3, 753 nucleotides. Its product is annotated as cysteine-type peptidase protein. Gene Ontology annotation, molecular function: cysteine-type endopeptidase activity. Lineage: Eukaryota; Parabasalia; Trichomonadida; Trichomonadidae. Gene Ontology annotation, biological process: proteolysis. The transcript has a single exon. The record is from RefSeq and is a predicted model, not a curated record. Bases 1 to 753 code for a protein of 250 amino acids.